AUGGAAGUUUCCUCGGAGAAUUUCUGGCGGCAGCUGCCCAAGAUUCUGCUGUCCAUCGCGAAAUCCAACUUCGUUGCCAUCGACCUCGAGAUGACCGGCAUCACGGACAAGAGCUCGGAAAACCGCCCAGAAAACCCAACUAACCAGCAAAUCUAUGAAUCGGCCAAGAAGAUCGCGUCCAAGUUCAACGUCUUUGAAAUGGGGAUCACUUGUAUUCAACACCAGUCGGGCGACCAUUACAAGACCGAGACCUACAGUUUCACUGUCAGCCCUUACCUGCAUACCCAGACACGGGCUGACGAGAAAUUCGUCAAAGAACUGGACAGGAAUCUUUCUGUCUCGUACAACACUCUGAAGUUCCUUCAGUCAGAAGGAAUUCGACUGGAAAAGAUCUACGACGAUUGCGUUCCGUAUCUGAGCCGCAAAGAUGCCCGCUUGGCAACUCGACAGAUGAAGCGCCGACAAGAGCCUUGGGACGUAAGGGAUCAUGGAUACAACGAACACGAUGAAGGCCUGACUACGUUUUGCGUUUACAAACGUAUGAGUGUCUACGAACAAAUUGUUCGUAUAAAGGCCCGGGAGCUUGUGCCACAAAUGGGGUGUCGUCUUUGGAACCACGGCACGACCGUGGUAAUCUCUCAGGGGGGCGAUGGACAAGAAGCCAAGAGGCGUGAGCUUCUGGAGGACGAUCUCAACGCAUCAUUGAGCAAGUACACAGGCCUUCGACUGAUUAUCGAAGCCCUUAUCGGAGGUAAGUUUGCCGACCUGAUUGACCCCGGUCACAUUGUCGAAGCCAUGUCUGGCUGGCCUGGGGAAGCACAAACCUUUUGUCGUGAGGUGCAUGAGUUCUUGAAUCCCGCGUCACCAGAACAAUCCAAGGGAUCUUCAGAGGACGAAGUCGAGGCCCCCUACUGCAACUGCCUGUCCCGGACUGACUCUCCCCCUCUUGAUGGCAUCCGUUCACAGGCCACAGAUAUUCAAGAAGGCCAUUCAGCUAGCCACAGUGGCGAAUCCUCAAGCACUUCAGAGGGAGCGGCCGAUGGCGAAUACGGAGAGGGCGACAGUGGUACCUGGUAUCCCACGGCUGAGACAACCAGCUACGAUGAGCCGACUGGCUGGGACAAUUUGUGUCAAGAUCUCGAAGAACUGUCCACGGAAACACUCAAGAACGAAGUAGCAGAUGCUCUACAGGAGUUGGAAGCUUUUGGCCGAAGGAAGCCAACUAUUAUUGGACACAACCAGUUCAUGGACCUUUUGUUCCUUUACAACACCUUCAUCGACGACCUCCCUGAUACUUUGGGUGAGUUUCGAGCAAAGAUACAAAGACUAUUCCCCUACGUCAUAGACACGAAGCUGUUGGCCAUUAAGGACGACACGAUCGAGGGCGAAGACCCAUUGUUGGAUCUACACAAUAGGUUCGAUCGCAACAAAACACAGCCAAGCAUCUCUUGGGAUACAGCUUAUGGCUAUGGACGCCGUGGAACAGCCCAUCAGGCAGGCUUCGAUAGUUACAUGACGGCAGUUGUCUUUUUACGAAUCGCUCAUAAACUCCAUCGUGAGAGAACAACUAGGCUCGAGAGCCGACUCGCCUCACACGAGAGCAAAGCGAAGAGAUUGUACGACAGAGAGUGGCUGCUAGCGGUUGGAUACGAUCCGAAUCUUUUGGGGUACCUCGACAACGACACAUGGAGGGCGCCCAGCACCCAGGAAGAGUGCGUGGGUCGAAUCAGGUUCGGUUCGGAAAUAUUUGACGACAUUUACAACCGAAUCCGGAUCGCGCCCCGCAAGACAGUCUACUUUGGACCCGACUGAUAGGUUGC
Messenger RNA from Colletotrichum phormii, 1820 nucleotides. Its product is annotated as ribonuclease H-like domain-containing protein. The transcript has 7 exons. Bases 1 to 1812 code for a protein of 603 amino acids. Gene Ontology annotation, cellular component: cytoplasm. The record is from RefSeq and is a predicted model, not a curated record. NCBI's taxonomy places the organism in Eukaryota, Fungi, Ascomycota, Sordariomycetes, Glomerellales, Glomerellaceae. Gene Ontology annotation, molecular function: poly(A)-specific ribonuclease activity; RNA binding. Gene Ontology annotation, biological process: nuclear-transcribed mRNA poly(A) tail shortening.